GCCUCCGCGGGACGUAAACAAACCUCGCCUGGUCCGCGUUCGCGCUGCGCUUCCUCGGCUCGCCUUCCGCCCUCGGCUCCCGCGGGCGACGCGCCGCCCGCCUCGGCACAGUCCUUUCCUUCCUCCCUCGCGUUAGGCAGGUGACAGCAGGGACAUGUCCCGGGAGAUGCAGGACGUAGACCUGGCUGAGGUGAAGCCUUUGGUGGAGAAAGGGGAGAGCAUCACCGGCCUCCUGCAAGAGUUUGAUGUCCAGGAGCAGGACAUCGAGACUUUACAUGGCUCCGUUCACGUCACGCUGUGUGGGACUCCCAAGGGAAACCGGCCUGUCAUCCUCACCUACCAUGACAUCGGCAUGAACCACAAAACCUGCUACAACCCCCUCUUCAACUACGAGGACAUGCAGGAGAUCACCCAGCACUUUGCCGUCUGCCACGUGGAUGCCCCCGGCCAGCAGGACGGCGCAGCCUCCUUCCCCGCAGGGUACAUGUACCCCUCCAUGGAUCAGCUGGCUGAAAUGCUUCCUGGAGUCCUUCAACAGUUUGGGCUGAAAAGCAUUAUUGGCAUGGGAACAGGAGCAGGAGCCUACAUCCUAACUCGAUUUGCUCUGAACAACCCUGAGAUGGUGGAGGGCCUCGUCCUCAUCAACGUGAACCCUUGUGCAGAAGGCUGGAUGGACUGGGCCGCCUCCAAGAUCUCCGGAUGGACCCAGGCCCUGCCAGACAUGGUGGUGUCCCACCUCUUUGGGAAGGAAGAAAUGCAGAAUAACGUGGAGGUGGUCCACACCUACCGCCAGCACAUCGUGAAUGACAUGAACCCCGGCAACCUGCACCUGUUCAUCAACGCCUACAACAGCCGGCGUGACCUGGAGAUUGAGCGACCAAUGCCGGGGACCCACACAGUCACCCUGCAGUGCCCUGCACUGUUGGUGGUAGGGGACAGCUCGCCUGCAGUGGAUGCAGUGGUGGAGUGCAACUCGAAACUGGACCCAACAAAGACCACUCUCCUCAAGAUGGCGGACUGUGGCGGCCUCCCACAGAUCUCCCAGCCGGCCAAGCUCGCUGAGGCCUUCAAGUACUUCGUGCAGGGCAUGGGAUACAUGCCCUCGGCUAGCAUGACCCGCCUGAUGCGGUCCCGCACAGCCUCUGGCUCCAGCGUCACUUCUCUGGAUGGCACUCGCAGCCGCUCCCACACCAGCGAGGGCACCCGAAGCCGCUCCCACACCAGUGAGGGCACCCGAAGCCGCUCCCACACCAGCGAGGGGGCCCACCUGGACAUCACCCCCAACUCGGGUGCUGCUGGGAACAACACCGGGCCCAAGUCCAUGGAGGUCUCCUGCUAGGCGGCCUGCCCAGCCGCUGCCCCGGACUCUGAUCUCUGUAGCGGCCCCUUCCUCCCCAGCCCCUUCUCACCCCCUACCUGCCACACUGCACCUAACUUGGUAUUAAUCCAAAGCUUAUUUUGUAAGAGUGAGCUCUGGUGGAGAUAAAUCGGGUCUAUUAUGUGGGUGCCCUCUCCAAAGGCGGGGUGUCGGUGGACCUAAGGAAGGAAGCAAGCGUCUCUGCAUCUUACUCCAUCAACCAGUGGCCGGUUGCCACUCUCCUCCCCUCCCUCAGAGACACCAAACUGCCAAAAACGAGACACGUAGCAGUGCACACUUCACAAAGCCAAGCCUAGGCUGCCUUGAGCAUCCUGGUUCAAACAGGUGCCUGGUCAGAAGGCCAGCUGCCCAUUCUGGUUUCCUCUCUGAGCAGAAGCUGACCCCAUUCCUGGAAACAAAAUCCUUUUCCCAUUUUUGUGUGUCGGGGGUAAUAGUGAAGUGCAGGCACCUCUUUUAAAUAGGCAAAACAGGAAGGGGGAAAAGGUGGGAUUUAUGUUGAGGGUAGAGGCAUUUGGAACAAUGAAUCAUUGUAUUUAACUUGAAGAAACCGAUUUUUAAAGUUGGUGCAUCUAGAAAGCUUUGAACGCAGAAGCACACAAGCUUGAUUUUUCCAGCAUUCUCUUACUGCGCAGCAGAAGCAGUCAGCAGAAUCUCCUGGCUUUCAGACAGACAUGUUUCAGCAAACGUUGCGUGUCAUGGUUUUUGAAGGCUUUAGUUCUGCUUUCUGCCUCUCCUCCACAGCUGCAGCCUCCUGCCCUGUUGAGGGAGGAGAUCAUUUAGAUUUGUUUUGCAUUCCUUGGAAUGGAGGGAAACAUUCCACAAGCUGCCCUGGCUGUGAUGAGUAUCCUUGCCAGGGCGGGGUAGGAGCGUUGGGGUGGGGGUGGAAUUGGGGUUACUCAGUGUAGGGGAUUCCUUGUGGUUGUGAUGGGAUCCAGUGCAGUUGUGAUCUCAGCCUGGGUCCAGGAAUUUUGUAUUAAAUCCAGUUCUCAAUCUUCGACAGCUGGGCUAGAAUGUGAACUCCAUAGCUGAAUCUUUCUGACCUGGUCACAUUCCUGGAUCCUCAGAACUCUUUGCUCUUGUGGGGGUGGGGGUGGGGGUGGGAACUCAUGGGGAGCGGUGGCUGAGAAAAUGUAAGGAUUCUGGAAUACAUAUUCCAUGGGACUUUCCUUCCCUCUCCUGCCUUCCUCUUUUCCUGCUCCCUAACCUUUCGCUGAAUGGGCAGCACCACUGACGUUUCUGGGUGGCCUGCAUGGCUGCCAGUCUCCUGUACUACUGCCUUGGUUCACCGUGGAUUUUAUCAUAGGAAGUUUGGUAAGUCAGCCGCCGGGGCCUGAGGAUUUCUGGGGCCCUGGAGCUGGGAGAAGGAUAGUCCAGCCUUCCAGGGGGCUUGAGAGGCAAUGACUCACUAUCUGCCGCCUGUCACCUUGGAGGCCUUUCCUGGCAUUGCGCAGAAAGGUUGGGGAUCGAGCAAGAGAGGCUGAGUAUAGAUGGGAAAUUAUUGUGCACAAGUCUUUCCAGAGGAGUUUCUUAAUGAGAUAUUUGUAUUUAUUUCCAGACCAAUAAAUUUGUAACUUUGCA
Molecule: messenger RNA, 2956 nt
Organism: Callithrix jacchus (white-tufted-ear marmoset)
Lineage: Eukaryota; Metazoa; Chordata; Mammalia; Primates; Cebidae
Gene: NDRG1
Product: N-myc downstream regulated 1
Source: RefSeq, a predicted model, not a curated record